AUGUCCGACACUGGGGAUUUGGCCGACUCGGUCUACGAAAUGGUUGGCAAUUACCCCGAAUUCAGCAGCCAAGACAGCCCCUUUGGCAGUCCAGAUGACGAUCUGUCUGAGAGCAUCAGUUCACUGCCACCACAUCCUUCCGACGAUGUUCGCAGUUUGGAUGGUUCGGAGGACCGAUUCACAACUGAGUCAGAUGAGGAACGCGAGGAAGAAGACGAGCCAACCGACACGGACGGUGCCGAGGAACUGAGUUCCUCUCGUGCUUCCUCCAUUAAAUACACAGAUCAAGCGCUACAGUCCCCAUCCACAAAUGUUCCGGCAAACCCUUUGCAAUAUGGCUCGGUGACCUCCAUUCCCGAUACGUCAAAGUCUAUCGAAUUUCAGGAAGCAGCCACCGACACUGUUGACAGUUCGCCUGUCUUCGUUCGACAUGCGAUCAAAGAGUUGACGGGUAAAGAGGCCAACGCCUUGAGCAAGUCCUUGGAUCUAAGCGAACCACCCCAGUCUUUGUCCGUUUCCCUACGUCAGACAAUGUCACAAGCCUGCCUGUCUACCGAUGAGCCCCUGCGAGUCCUGUACACAGGUUCGGCAGCAGCGCAGAGGGAUAUCCUGCUCAAAGUUUCAUCCGCUAUCUGGGUCUCACCAAAGGACGGCCAUCAGGAGGACGGCCAAUUCAUGAGGCACCGGGAAGGAGUAUACAACAUUGUGCCUAUCUCCUCGUUUGGGUCUGCUCCAGAACUGGACCUUAUGGAAGCUUCCAGCUACCAAAUCAAAGUUGAGCAUUGCACCUCGGCUACUGCGUCACCAGUGGGAGAUGGACCCGUGCAUGGGCCCAAUACGGUUUACUCAGUUACGAUUGAGCACGAGCGGACUUACACUUCUCUCCCCUCGCACUUCGGCGCAGCCAACCUUGACCCUCACUGGGACAUCCCUCACCUUGCCGUUUUCUACUGCUCAGAAAACGUAGACGAGGAAGACCAGAGAACCAGAGAGGCCGCAUGGGGAUUUACCAAACGCCAUGGCAUUCCAUCCAUCUUCAUCUCAGAGCAUCUGCGCAUCGAAAAGCAGGCUGUCGCUUACUGGAGCAAGUAUCUCAACAAGCAUGCAAUCCACAUCUCCCUUGAGUCCAGCGAUCCCACCAAGACGAUGGCUCCUCGAUUACUGCCUGUCGAUCUGGAGUCUUUCGGGAACAUCAAUGCUUGGCAGAUGAACCGCAACAUUGCCUAUCUGACGGGCCUGUCCGAUACGAAGGGGUCUGAAAAGCACCAUGAGUCGGGUACGAAGGUUAACAAGUGGUGGCAGAACUUGACGCCCUCGAGGAUGUCCCGGGCCCGAGUCGUCGAGGCAAUCGAGCGAAAGGGAUGGCUCUUUACCCUGCUUCUCCCGCUCUUUGCGGCACUCCUGUCCCAAGUCUUCUUAGGCUAUCUGGGGCCUCUUCCGGCGGAGCAAAUUCAGCCAUUGCGGGCGUCGCAAGCUUCAGCGAUGAUGGAGACGACUCCAGUCAUUCCCUCCACGGUUUCUGUGAAGAUCACGCACACUUCUACAGCAACAGUGGUGGUCAAUAUUACUUCCACCAAGACAAUCCAUGCGACACCUUCCACAAAGCCAUCAGUUAGUAGCUUGGCCUCUGCUCUAUCGUACGCUGGUCUGCUCUUGGAUCGGCCCUCUGACACCCCAGCCGAGGUUCAGCCUCAGAAGACAGUUUGUUCAGUGCGGGUGAACAGCCCAAAUGAACUACUAGUAGUGAUACCCUCCAGCAGCAAGGCGAUGUGGCUGGCAAAGGGCGCAAUCGACAUCGAUGUGUAUCAGGGAGAGAAGCGGCUCAAUACGAAGCUUUCUUCUGUAGACGAGGGUAUCUUGGUCGAAUUGCCGGGCAAGCAGGCUCAGGGGCGCUUCAACGUCUCCGUCAUCAGCAACCGCAGGCCGAAGACGAACGAGACCUUCGAGGUUGAUUUUGGCACGGAUCCCAUCACCGAGGCGUUUGAAGCCAGCAAGCUACUGCUGCAGGACUUUACCAAUGUUCUUUCCGCUGCGAAAAAGGAAGUGGUGCACAUUGGGUCGUCUCGAAUUUCCGAAACCCGCGAUGCUGCCAGGAACACUUACAAGAAGGUGGCCAAGAAGAUGGGGAGCACCGUUUCUUCAAAGGAUAUUGUUAGGCUGAAGAAGAAGAUGGACCAGGGAGUCUACCAACUCGAAGUGUCCGUUGUUAAGGCGCAGAUCAAGUCGAAGCUGGUAUGGCUCAAGUUGCGGGGAUCGCCUGAGGAGUACAAGGAAUACCUCGCCAACGCGACCCGUUUUCUUCAGGAGUUUGAGGCGAUGCGCCAAGAGAAGACGGAAGAGGCCCAGGAGGAAGCUGUCUCAGAUGAACCAUCCGGCUUUCUCGGAAGACUUCGCCACAGGUUGAAGGAGAAGGACCAGAGCUCCCAAGGACGGAACAAGGGCACGGACAUGUUGUGGAGGAUGAUGGCAUGA
Molecule: messenger RNA, 2472 nt
Organism: Sordaria macrospora k-hell
Lineage: Eukaryota; Fungi; Ascomycota; Sordariomycetes; Sordariales; Sordariaceae
Source: RefSeq, a predicted model, not a curated record